CAUUUCAGUUUAAUUUCUCAAAUUAGUUUCAUCGCACAAGUCACAGUGGAAAGACACGCGCAACUUAAUCCUUAGGCGGGAAUCUUAAACAAGAAAACAAUCAAACACACAACCAAUAAAGCUUUAAACUCAAUACAAUUGGAGUUGGAAACGAAAGAAGUUCAUUAUAUAAAAAAUUGUGUUUCAUAAAGUCAUUUCUUCCCUCCAAAGUUCUUUAUUUCGCGCCUUAUCUACAAUCACCAACUUGGCCAAAAUGAAAUCUUUUGUCCCAUCAUGGCCUGCGUCAUUUCUUUGUGCACAUCUUUUGGUGUCCAUUGCAAUCAAUGGUCUUCAUGCCGAUUUAGAACCCAAUAAGUUAAAAGUAGAAGUCUACUAUGAGACACUUUGUCCUGAUAGCAUGCGUUUUAUACGCAAUCAACUGUAUAGGGCCAUGAUCGAUGAUAGUCUGCUGCAAUUUAGCGAAUUGGUGUUCAUACCCUAUGGCAAAGUUGGAUCUUGGACAGAUCCCAGCACAAAUGUGACAAACCUUUAUUGUCAACAUGGUAGAAAGGAAUGUGAAUUGAAUGCCUUGCAUGCCUGUAUAGUGGAGCAUAACACCAUAAGGGAACAACUGGAUUUGAUUACAUGUCUGUUGAAUGGCUAUUCCACAGAUAUUGAUGUGUGUUCCCAAUAUCUGAAUAUCGAUGUGACAGAGGCGAAAAAUUGCAAAGCUACACGCGAAACCAAUGAAAUUUUGCAAAAAUAUGGCAACAUGACAGAUGCCAUAGAAAUGACUUUUGUGCCCUCAGUGGGUCUGGGUGGGGUUUUCGACCCUUGGAAGCAACGCAGCAUUUUAUACAACUUUCCCAGAACAUUCUGUCGCAAGUAUCGCGAAAAAUUCGAUAUUGAAUUGAAAAAUUGUUAGUCACCUUAUGGGAUAUAUAAAUUAUGAUAUACAAAA
Molecule: messenger RNA, 940 nt
Organism: Stomoxys calcitrans (stable fly)
Lineage: Eukaryota; Metazoa; Arthropoda; Insecta; Diptera; Muscidae
Product: GILT-like protein 3
Exons: 5
Coding region: 254-904 (216 amino acids)
Molecular function (GO): oxidoreductase activity, acting on a sulfur group of donors, disulfide as acceptor
Source: RefSeq, a predicted model, not a curated record